Symbiodinium pilosum is the source of this 154-nucleotide messenger RNA. NCBI's taxonomy places the organism in Eukaryota, Dinophyceae, Suessiales, Symbiodiniaceae. The record is from the annotation of a GenBank genome assembly.
GGCUGUCCGGGACUUCCGGGGCCAGUGUGGCACAUCUGCAGUGGACAUGGAUUCCGGAUACGAGCGUCCGAGAAGCAUGACGCCUUUGUGUUACAAGGAGCAGUACACCAACUGCACCCUCAGCUACAGACAGCUUUCCUGCCCCGAGCCUUGA